Molecule: messenger RNA, 954 nt
Organism: Charadrius vociferus (killdeer)
Lineage: Eukaryota; Metazoa; Chordata; Aves; Charadriiformes; Charadriidae
Gene: POU4F3
Product: POU class 4 homeobox 3
Exons: 3
Coding region: 1-954 (317 amino acids)
Biological process (GO): regulation of transcription by RNA polymerase II
Molecular function (GO): DNA-binding transcription factor activity, RNA polymerase II-specific; RNA polymerase II cis-regulatory region sequence-specific DNA binding
Source: RefSeq, a predicted model, not a curated record
AUGAUGUCCAUGAACAGCAAGCAGGCGUUCAGCAUGCACCCCAUCCUGCACGAACCCAAGUACCCCCACCUGCACACCAGCUCCGAAGCCAUCCGCAGAGCCUGCCUGCCCGCCCCCCAGAUCCAGGGUAACAUUUUUGCGGGCUUUGAUGAGACCUUGCUGCGGGGUGCCGAGGCUCUGGCCGCUGUGGAUAUAGUAUCGCAGAAAACCCACCCCUUCAAGCCGGAUGCCACCUACCACACCAUGAGCAGCGUGUCCUGCACUCCUACCUCGUCCUCCGUCCACCUGCACCACCCGUCCGUGCUGACCACGCACCAUCCCCACCACCACCACCACCAGCCCUCCCAGGGCCUGGACGGCGAGCUCCUGGACCACCUCAACUCUGCUCUCCCGCUUGGAGGGGUGCCGGGCCCAGAGGUGGGCUCCACACCUUCGCACCCUCACUCUCACAUGUCGGCCAUCAACCACAUGGCCCACCACUCCCAACCUAUGAACAUGUCUCCCCCCCACGGCCUCGCUUCCCACGCUGUCAUCUCCGGCCCCGAGACGGAGACGGACCCCGGCUCCGCGUUGGCCAACCUGAAGAUCCCGGGGGUGGGCUGCCUUAGCCAAAGCACAAUCUGCAGGUUUGAGUCCCUCACCUUGUCCCACAACAACAUGGUGGCCCUCAAACCCAUCCUAGAAGCGUGGCUGGAGGAGGCCGAGCGGGCGCAGAGGGAGAAAAUGACCAAACCUGAGAUCUACACGGGAGGUGACAAGAAACGCAAGCGCACCUCCAUCGCUGCCCCCGAAAAGCGGUCGCUGGAGGCCUAUUUCGCCGUGCAGCCGCGACCCUCCUCGGAGAAAAUAGCCGCCAUCGCCGAGAAGUUAGACUUGAAGAAGAACGUGGUGCGGGUCUGGUUUUGCAAUCAGAGACAGAAGCAGAAAAGGAUGAAAUUUUCUGCCACCUACUGA